Molecule: messenger RNA, 651 nt
Organism: Kockovaella imperatae
Lineage: Eukaryota; Fungi; Basidiomycota; Tremellomycetes; Tremellales; Cuniculitremaceae
Exons: 1
Coding region: 48-446 (132 amino acids)
Source: RefSeq, a predicted model, not a curated record
ACCUCUUUGGCAUUCUCAUCUCUUCUCCUCAUUGAUCAUCUCCUAUCAUGUCACACCUGCAGCUCAGGCAGACAAAGUCCAACGAUGGAUCCCCAACCUCUGCUCAGAUCCAGGCCAUCGAACAGAUCUACAAAAACGUCACCCUACCCUACGGUGCUCUGAUCGCCGCCAACCUUAGUACCAUCAACAUCUGCUUCGAAGCAGGCGGCGGUGUCUUUUACAGCUCCUCCGUGCUAGAAAUCGUUUCAUACCCUGUCUACUGGUGUGGCGUCGACCAAUCCUCCAUGGCCAACUACAUUGGACAGAAUUAUAGUCGAGCAGGUUACGACACCGCUGCGACGAGUGAAUCGUCUUCGUCUACUGGCAGCGCCACGGCCAUGUACACCUCGUUCAAGGGAUCAUGUGUCCUUGCGUUGCUCGUUUGGGGCCUGCUGGUGGCAGUUUGAUGUCUGUGGCGGUGAGCGAACACAUAGACGGGUUGAGGCGGUCCUGACAAAGGAAGAGCAGUUUUGUCGAUGUCUGGAGCACGAACCGGAACAGAAAGCGUUGUGAGACAACGUUGCGUACGGGUAGGAGGACCUGUCUCCAAUGACUCAAAGAUCUCUUGAGUAUGCAUGUAGCAUCACGACCGAUGACCAAUGUGCAGGACUG